GUUUGAUUAAAAUGUUGAUUAAUAAACAUGACAAACCGAAAAAGAGAGUCACAAAACCGACCCUAUAUAAAUUUGGGAAGACAUAAUGGGUAGCUUUUGAGGAAAGGGAAGUAAUAAAAAUGUGACAAAGAAGCUUCUCACAACUCACAAGUGACAUUCAUAGUACAUGGGAGGUAUAAAAUAUUCCGUACCAUGAAAUGAAUUUAUUUCAAGGAGCAAGUACUACUACUACACAGGAAGUUGUGGCGAGCGAGCGAGCGCGUUUAAUGAGUUAAAAAAGGAUUGGAUUCCUAAUUUGAAAUCAACAACCACUCCUCUGCCUCUGCCGGCUUCACAUGUGGCUGUUCCAAAAAGUUACUCCGAUCCCUUCUCCUUUUCAAAUUCCUGUGGCAAAAACAGAAACCUGUUUGUUUGAUUCCUCUUCUUCAUGGCGAAGUACAUUUCCACAGACGAGCUGAAGAAGCACAACAAAGCCGGAGACCUGUGGCUGUCCAUUCACGGCAAGGUGUACGACGUGUCAGAGUGGGUCCAAACCCAUCCCGGCGGCUCCCUCCCUCUCACCACCCUCGCCGGCCAAGACGUCACCGACUCCUUCCUCGCCCUCCACCCACCCGCCGCCUGGAAGCACCUCUCCCGCCACUCCAACGGCUAUUUCCUCAACGACCACGCCGUCUCCGAUGUGUCCAGGGACUACCGGAAACUCGCGGCGGAUUUCACCGAAAUGGGGCUGUUCGAGAGAAAGGGGCACGGAGUCCUCCUCUCGCUCUGCUUCAUUUCACUGAUCUUCGCUGCGAGCGUGUAUGGAGUGGUGUGCAGUGAGGUAUGGUGGGCUCACUUGGGCAGUGGGGGGCUAAUGGGAUUCCUGUGGAUUCAGAGUGGGUGGUUAGGCCACGAUUCCGGGCAUUAUCAGAUCAUGAUGAACAAAGGGUGGAAUCGGUUCGCCCAGAUCCUCACCGGGAACUGCCUUGCCGGAAUCAGCAUCGGGUGGUGGAAUUGGAACCACAAUGCUCACCACAUAUCUUGCAACAGCCUGGAUUUCGACCCGGAUCUCCAGCACAUGCCUCUCUUCGCCGUUUCCUCCAAGCUCUUCUCCUCCCUCCACUCAUGCUUCUAUGACAGAAAGAUGAUCUUCCAUUCCUCCGCCAGAUUCUUCAUCAGUCACCAGCACUGGACUUUCUAUCCCGUCAUGUGUUUAGCCCGACUCAAUCUCUUUUCCCAAUCCUUCUCUCUUUUGCUAUCGGCCCGAAAAGUGCCCAAUCGGGCCCAGGAGCUUCUCGGGCUCCUCGCCUUCUGGGUUUGGUACCCGUAUCUCGUUUCCUUGUUACCAAACUGGGGGGAGAGGAUCCUGUUUGUGCUGGCUAGCUUCUCCAUCACCGGAAUUCAGCACAUUCAGUUCUGCCUUAACCAUUUCUCGACGAGCGUGUACGUGGGCCCGCCCACGAGCAGCGACUGGUUCAAGAAGCAGACGUACGGGUCGCUGAACAUCUCAUGUCCUCAUUGGAUGGAUUGGUUCCACGGGGGGCUUCAGUUCCAGAUCGAGCACCAUCUGUUUCCGAGGCUGCCCAGAUGCCACCUCAGGAAGGUUUCUCCCUUUGUGAAGGAGCUUUGCAAGAAACACGGGUUGCCCUACGCGUGCGUCUCGUUCUGGGAGGCCAACCGCUUGACGGUUAGGACGCUCCGGAGAGCGGCCCUGGAGGCCAGGGAUUUGACCCGGCCUCUACCUCCCAAGAAUUUGGUCUGGGAAGCACUUAAUACUCUUGGUUGAGUGUGCAUAGUAUGGUGCUGCUACCUAGCUAGUACUUGCAUUCACUAGUUCAUUGCUUCUUCAAAUCCUUAUCUUUGUCAAGUGUGCUUGUUUUGUGUGUUGUUUGGACAUUCAUUGUCUCUGGCCUCCAAGUGUCUUGAGGGUUGUUUGUCUUCUCUGAUGUACGAGUAAUUCUUUUGAGAUUUAUCGUUU
Molecule: messenger RNA, 1957 nt
Organism: Cuscuta epithymum
Lineage: Eukaryota; Viridiplantae; Streptophyta; Magnoliopsida; Solanales; Convolvulaceae
Source: the annotation of a GenBank genome assembly